AUGCCUGCUCAAAUAACCGGCCCUGUGGCACCCAGCAUCCCGAUUCACGUUGGUAACGACCAGCUCAAUAACUACCGCAAGCAACACAAGCACUCGCGAUCAUCCUACUCGGAGUCGUCACCGCUGGCCAACUCAAGAAACAACUCCUUGACUUUCCGCCCCCCAAAACGACACAUGUCAAGCCCAGACAAGACCAUUGCUAUUACCAAUGCAAGCGGUCGCCAGGCUGCGUCCCUAAUCCGUGUCGCCACAGCGGUGGGAUAUCGAGUUCGAGCGCAAUUGAGAAAUCUCGAAGGUGUGGUAGCAACCGAAGUCUCGACGAAUCCAAACGUAAAAGUGUUUGUGGGAGAACUCUAUACGAGGCAUAAUCCCACAAAGGAGAACAAGGAUGUGACGCAAAAUGGCCCAAUUGCUGGAGUGGGUGUAAACCAUGACCUUAUCUCAGAUCUUUUCCGUGGAGCACAAUUGGCCUUUAUCAACACGACUUUUUACGGCGACGAAGCACAAAUUGGUAUUGCUCUAGCCGAUGCGGCGAAGAAGGCUGGCGUCCAACACUACAUUUACUCGUCAAUGCCGGAUCACAAGGCUUACAACAAGGACUGGCCUUCUCUGCCACUCUGGGCAGCGAAACAUGAAGUUGAAGAGUAUGUUCGCAAAGUCGACCUUCCUGCUACGUUUGUCUACACAGGCAUUUACAACAACAACUUCACGUCGUGCCCAUAUCCACUGUUCUGUAUGGAGCUGCAAGAAGAUGGGUCCUUCAUUUGGCAAGCACCCUUCCACGAGGAUGCCAAGCUUCCUUGGCUGGAUGCUGAACACGAUGUAGGCCCGGCUAUUGUGCAGUUGUUCAAAGACGGCGUCUCCAAGUGGAAGGGUGAGCGGAUUGCUCUUGCAUACGAAUACCUUUCACCCAAAGAAGCCUGCAGAUUGUUUGCACGAGGUGUCGGUCGUCCUGUGCAUUACGUCCGCGGCCCGAUUGAAAUCAAGGUCCAAAUUCCCACUGGCUAUCGUGAACAGUUGGAGGCGCUCGAGAAGCUUUUCAAGCUUGAAGAGAAGGACCCCAAGAGGCAACCGCCUUACUUCGGCGACAUGAAGCUCGAGGUUAGCUGUCCUACGGAGGCGCUUGAGUUAUGGGAGGGCCCUCGAGGGCUGGAGGAAUAUGCUAGAGAAAUGUUCCCGCUCGAGGAGGAAGCUAAUGGAUUUACCUGGAUGCUGGACGAGGACGAAAUCGACCAAAGAUCCGCCGCUGACGAGAAGCUCAAUGCCACAACGACGUCUGUUGAGCAAUUGAGACUUCACGAUGAGAAUGAAGAUGACGACUCCGAUGAUGAAGACGACGGACUCGUUAUGAGAGGCUUGAGGAGAAGCGAGGAGCAGUGGCUGGCAUAG
Messenger RNA from Pochonia chlamydosporia 170, 1389 nucleotides. RefSeq names its product nitrogen metabolic regulation protein. The coding region runs from base 1 to 1389 and encodes 462 amino acids. The record is from RefSeq and is a predicted model, not a curated record. The transcript has a single exon. NCBI's taxonomy places the organism in Eukaryota, Fungi, Ascomycota, Sordariomycetes, Hypocreales, Clavicipitaceae.